Prunus avium (sweet cherry) is the source of this 1158-nucleotide messenger RNA. RefSeq names its product Phosphoglycerate mutase family protein. The record is from RefSeq and is a predicted model, not a curated record. Gene Ontology annotation, cellular component: cytosol; cytoplasm. Lineage: Eukaryota; Viridiplantae; Streptophyta; Magnoliopsida; Rosales; Rosaceae. Gene Ontology annotation, molecular function: phosphatase activity.
UUUUCCUUUUUUUUGGUCGAAGCCUACAAGAGAGAAUCAGGUUCCACUAUUUUGACCAAGAAUUUAGAUUCCAUUAUUGUUGUGCCGAAGAAAUUUGUCAGAUUCUUCUAUUUGGGAAUCUGAAAAUUAUUGAUAUGCUCAGCGCCACAAGUCCUCUGCCUCUCACUAAACCUCCUCAGGCGUCACAGAGCGCACAGCUUAACGUUGACGCAGUGCGGCCGAGUCAUCCAUGGCAACGUCAUCAGUGCCCGAGUCGGAGUCCGAUUCCAGCUGUGUUGGCUCGGAUUACGCAGAGAUCAUAGUACUGCGUCACGGUGAAACGGCCUGGAACGCUGAUGGAAGAAUCCAGGGGCAUCUGGAUGUUGAGUUAAAUGAUGCUGGGAGGCAGCAAGCAGCUGUGGUGGGUGAUAGGUUAUCCAAGGAGCCCAAGAUCUCCCUUGUAUAUUCUUCUGACUUAGCACGAGCUUAUGAAACUGCACAGAUAAUUGCAGCCAGGUGUGGCGGGAUAAAGGUUGUAACAGAUGUUGAUUUACGAGAAAGGCAUUUAGGGGAUCUUCAAGGCCUUGUAUUUCGCGACACUGCCAAACUUAAUCCUAAGGCUCACCAGGCCUUUGUAUCUCGUGAGACAUGCCAAGAGAUUCCAGGUGGUGGAGAAAGUCGUGAUCAACUUCAUCAACGUUGCACAUCUUCAGUGCAGAGAAUUGGCAAUAAGCACAAAGGAGAGCGAGUAGUUCUGGUCAGUCAUGGAGGGUUUAUCAGAACACUCUACAAAGAGGCUUCCCCAGAUGGCAGGUCUGUUGCAAAAGUACUCAAUACAUCCGUCAACAUAAUUCACGUGUAUGAGGACGGCAAAUGGACCAUAAAAUCCUGGGGUGAUGUUAGUCACCUCAACCAAACAGGUUAUCUGCAAUCAGGUUUCGGCGGGGACGAAAAAUCUGGUUAGCUCGUGAUUGGGAUGCUCUCAUAAUUUGUAGUAAUCAAUAGAAUGCUGGAAUUGACUAUUCAGAAUUCAGUCAGAAUUUCCUUCAAUACUUAUGGCCUAGAUCGGCCGAUGCCGAAAUUUGUUUUGUUAUCUCAUUGGCCAAGACUAUAGCCGCAUGAUUGUUCAAUCGACAUCAACUUUUCCAUUUUAGCAAUAAGUUGAAUUUAUUGAUAUGA